Oreochromis niloticus (Nile tilapia) is the source of this 4457-nucleotide messenger RNA. It is a transcript of the gene khdrbs2, whose product is annotated as KH domain containing, RNA binding, signal transduction associated 2. Bases 378 to 1412 code for a protein of 344 amino acids. Lineage: Eukaryota; Metazoa; Chordata; Actinopteri; Cichliformes; Cichlidae. The record is from RefSeq and is a predicted model, not a curated record. The transcript has 13 exons. Gene Ontology annotation, cellular component: nucleus. Gene Ontology annotation, biological process: regulation of alternative mRNA splicing, via spliceosome. Gene Ontology annotation, molecular function: mRNA binding; poly(A) binding.
GCGGGGACCUUUCUUGGUGUUUCAGCAGCGCCAGUCCCAGAAUAUGGCCAAUAAUGUUGCUGAGGGGCGGGGAGCAGCGCGGUCUGCAGACCCACUGAGUCUGGCGGGGUGCCGAGGAGAGGCAGCAGGCAACGGUAGCAGAGAUGGGCUCACACCUUUGAAUCACAAAUCAGCCCCCCCACCCCUACCCCAGUCAAGCAUCUCGGGAGACACUGGAAGACCAAUUUUUGGAGGGGGUUUUGCUGGUGUUCCUCAUUAAGACCGGUAGACUACAGCUACCAAGAAGCAGGAGCGGCAAGGUUUAUAGUUGCAUUGUGACGUUCAGCACUCCUGUCGUCUCACCUGCACUGCCGGUGAAGAGGUCCGCUGUGAUAAAGAUGCAUCCAGAUAAGUACCUACCUGAGCUGGUGUCCGAGAAAAACAGCCUGGACCCCUCCUUUGUGCAUGCGGUGCGCCUGCUUGCAGAAGAGAUUGAAAAAUACGAAGGUGAUGAAUUAAGAAAAGAUGGUGACACCAAGAAAUACCUAGACAUUAUCAGCAAUAAAAACAUCAAGCUCUCCGAAAGAGUUCUCAUUCCAGUCCAACAGUAUCCAAAGUUUAAUUUUGUAGGGAAGCUGCUGGGACCACGGGGAAAUUCUAUGAAACGAUUACAAGAGGAGACAGGAGUGAAGAUGUCCAUCCUUGGCAAAGGGUCCAUGAGAGAUAAAGACAAGGAAGAAGAAUUAAGGAAAAGCGGGGAGGCCAAAUACGCCCAUCUGAGUAACGAUCUGCACGUUUUAAUUGAGGUCUUUGCUCCACCUGGAGAAGCCUAUUCCCGCAUGAGUCACGCCUUGGAGGAGAUAAAGAAAUUCCUAGUACCAGAUUACAAUGACGAGAUCAGACAGGAACAACUCCGAGAGUUAUCCCUGUUGAACGGCUCUGACGAGUCAAGCAGAGGGAGGAGUGUUCAAGCGAGGUGUCUACGACCAACAACCGCAAUAACCACAAGGGGCCACAGAGGCGCGGGAAGGAGCGCGGCAACACCUCGGGGGACAGCGACAGCAGCACACAGCAAACUUCCCACGACAGUUUUGACGAGGGAGGUACAAGUCCCGAGAGCCAGAGGGGCAGCAGCAGCAAGUGUCGGAUACAGGCCCCCGCUGUUAGCAGUCACACAUGAAUCAUACGACGACUACGCCUACGACGACGGAUACGGUGGAGAGUAUGAUGAUGAGAGUUAUGAAGCCUAUGAAGAUAACUACAGCAAUCAGUCAAAGAGCAUUUCAGACUAUUAUGAAUAUGGGCAGGGAACCAGUGAUGAAUCCUACAACAACUAUGAGGAGGAGUGGGCAACCACCCGAGCCAGUCUCAAAGCCCCUGUUUUACGGCUGACGCGAGGAGGCUACAGAAAACAUCCUUAUGGCAGAUACUAAAGGUGGUCCAGACCUCCAAUUCUCAGCUAUUUAUAUCUAUUUUUUAAAUCCAUUAUAAAUGUUGUAACAGUUAUUUUAUUUUGGCCCAUCUCCUUCAGAAAGUAAAAAGAAAAUCCCCACCCCCAUAAAGCACAUAAAGCCACAAUUAUUGCAGUAUACUGAUGUUUGAGCCUUUUUUUAACAAAAGAGACACUUAACAGUUCUCAUCCAUAUGCAGGAAGGUUGUUCUUGGCUGUUUAAAUGCCCUUCAUUCCACCUCCCUCUGCCCUAAAACAUUAAUCUGCAGAUUUAUUCUUGUCGGAUUUGCGUGACUAGUUGGUUUCCAUUUAGUGUCUUUAAUGUAGUGAUUACUAAGGUUUAAUAGCCAACCCCUGCUCACUGUGUUAAAGCAGGCAAUCAUAGAGCCAUAAUUUGACUUAGAGAGACUAUCAAAACUCUGCUGCGUCUCUCUACUUGCUUUAAUUGCUAAGGAGAGUUCGCUGCCCCACAUAACAGAGGCAUUUUCGGGGUGUUGCGAAACAUCCAGCGAUGCCAUGUCCGUUUUUAUCCACCGUGACACGCUACUAGACGUGGAAAACAAGCAAAACUUCUUCUCAUUUUAGUUGUGCCUGUUCUUCAAAUACGAGUUUGUCUAGGGGGAAAUUACUUUUGCCCUUUUAUGCGAGUAUUUUUUUUUUAAGUUAUUCAAACCCCAUUGGCACUUUUUUUCCUAAUUUGGAAAACGGCCCACAAAAUCCAGCUUAGCUCUUUGUCAGUGAGCCAAAAUGACUUUACAGGCAGGAUGAGUCUUUAACCAGCCACAGCUACAGAGAAAAUGUGUUUACUUUAAAUCUGAAAAAGUCUUUUUUUGGAAACUUCAACCUUUCUCCAGAGUUCACUGAUUGGUGGCAGCUGUGUCUGGUUUAAAUAGCGUAUUUCAAAAAUUACUUCAUGGAGAGAUUCAAACUGAUUUCUUCAAGGCAAUUUUUUCCACUUUUUUGAUUAUUUGGUUUAGUAAAAAUAAAACUUUUGCUUUUCUCUCACUUUAUCUGAACAGAGCUAAUCUGAAACUGUGAUUUGAUUUGCAAAAACUAUAACUAACCAACAGCAAGUUUAAACACUCCCCUGAACACAAAUAACAUUAAAUGCACCAAAUGGAAACCUAUCCUUGAAGAAGAGUUGAAGACCUGAGUGCAGAGUGUCUAAAUGACCUGAAAGUUUCUUCUAAAAAAUGUUUAAUGUUGAGAUAUCAGGCAAAAUUACCCUAGGCCAUGUUGUGACUUUAAAUGAUACAAAAUGAUGUGAGAUCGUGAUCGUGCAAAACACAGUUUUGGUUGAAAGCAAUGUACAGUGUGUAAUUUCUAAUGCGUGCUUUGUUCUGUGUGUAAUCUGUAUUUGUACAUAAGGCAUUUAAUAAAAACAGCAUAAACCUCCAACACAGUGUGUAAGACUUUCUAAAUAGCAGCCUGUGAAGCUUUAAAUUCCUAUUUUUCUGCAGUUUGUUAACGCGAUACGUGACGCAAUCCAAGCUUCUUGUUUCUAAAACCUAACAUCUGCUUGCAGGUAACGGCUAACUCGUUUCAUAAAGAAAACCCACCAACCUGUCCCAAAUGAAUCAUUUGUAAAACACCGUAUGUUACUGCUCAAUCAUCCUUGAAUAUCUGAUCACUUUCUUAAGAAACUAAUAAAUUUCUGUUCUUAAUUCAUUCUCUGAAGUUUUACAUCAUUAAACAGACACUGAUUGACUCUGAGAAUGAUAUGGCGUUUAAAGAGGUAAGAAGUCCUCAUAUAUUAUCAUAAUAAUGCCUUAAAAAUGCUCAGCUUUUGGAGCUUAAAGAAAAGCAUGUGGGCAGUACGGGAUCUAGAUGCUGGUAUUUACCUUCUGAUUGAAUGUCAUUGCUGAGGGGGGAAAACAACAACACCCUCAGCAGCUCAUCAAUGUCUCUGCUAACGCCUUUCUGCAUUCCUGUCAUUUAACCUGAGAAACCUGCUCUGUAACUUUCCGUUCUUUAAAUAUCGAAGCUGAGAUCUAUUUAGCAAUUUGAAUUCUCUUUUGUGAUUAGUACACCUGAAGCCUGACUCUCAUUAAGAGUGUAGAUCACGGGACUCAAAGGAAGACUAAACACUAAGCAGAUAAGGAAACACACUGCGGUGUGUUUUGGUCAAAGAGGAGAGGAAUAACAGAGCAGAAGGAAUUGAAAACGGCUCCUACAGACCUGAAGAUUACACUUUGCCACCAAACAAGUUCAGGUCCUUCACUGGCCGGGGAAGUAGCUAGAAAUAAGUUUGGACUCGGAGAGAAGGGAUGAUGCAACAUGAUGGAAAGAGAUUACAGAUCACAAAUAGGUUGCUGUGCACUAAGAAGACAGCAGGUCACACUCCUGGAGGACAAUAUACUUUUUUUAUGUUUUUAUGUGUGCUUGGGCUCUUAGACUACAUGUGUAUUAUAUAUACAGACUUUUAUUUAUUUAUUUAGUUUUGACCUGUAAAAAUCUCCUCAGGUUAGAAAAUUUAGAUUCCUGUUUUUGGAGCUGAAAAGUCGCAUUCAUUUAUUUUUGAUAUUUGAAAUGCACUUUUGGCGUAAUGUCACUUCUGUUCAGUAUUCUUUUAUUUUGUUGGGCGCUGUGGCCUAAAGUAAAAAAAAAUAUAUAUUUUUAAAAAAAUCUCAACACGACUGCACCUUAUUUUAUUUAAAGGUGCUGUCAUUUGGUGGCUGUUGUCAUUACCAACCUGAGUGCACCCUGUGUCUGUUCCCAGCUCUCUAAUAAAUGCUUCAGUUAGGGCUGCCAACACGAACAUGUUAGUUCAUUAAAUAAGUCGAGCCCACUGCUGGCGUUCUGGCCAAGUGUCAAAGCUACUUUACGGGCCCAACCCGUCACUGCCUCCACAAUACACUCCAGCAGCCAGUCACAGCUCACCUCUUGUCAUUUUCAAAGUGGUAGUCAUAAUGAAUGGUGCUGUCUGCAGCUCUACAUAUGGUUCACGGUGAUUAACGCUUGAGAUUGAUAGAAGCAAUACAGGCUCCCUACAAUUCAAAUAAAUGUUCACGACUGUCUUCUUUCUGGA